Molecule: messenger RNA, 892 nt
Organism: Diaporthe batatas
Lineage: Eukaryota; Fungi; Ascomycota; Sordariomycetes; Diaporthales; Diaporthaceae
Exons: 1
Coding region: 40-867 (275 amino acids)
Cellular component (GO): intracellular anatomical structure
Molecular function (GO): oxidoreductase activity, acting on NAD(P)H, oxygen as acceptor
Source: RefSeq, a predicted model, not a curated record
AUAUUACCAGGCUUAGUCAAAUUGUGUCGAAAGUCCGACAUGUCUAUGACAGUCGACGAAGUGGCGGCCGCGCCCCGCGACCCCAAGCCUGUCCCCAAUAUCCCAUCCAAUGUCUUCGAACAAUUCAGCAUGAAAGGCCGAGUGGUGGCUAUCAAUGGCGCCUCCGACGGAAUCGGGUUUGCUGCAGCAGAGGCCAUGGCAGAGGCCGGCGCCGACGUUGCCUUGUGGUACAACAGCAACGAUGCUGCAAUAGCCAAAGGGGAGACCCUGGCCAAGACCAUGGGAAUCACAGCCAAGGCCUACAAGGUGGACGUGUCAGACCCAGAAGCAGUGCGGAAGACCAUAGGUGCCGUGGUGGAGGACUUCGGAAAGCUGGACGUGUUUGUGGCGAACGCAGGGAUGGCCAUCUCUAAGCCCAUCACUGAGCAGACCAUUGACGAGUACAAGAAGCAGUACUCGGUCAAUGUAGAUGGUGUCUUCUACUGCUCUAAAUAUGCCGGCGAGGUGUUCAAGAGACAAGGCUUCGGAAACCUCAUCAUCACAUCCAGCAUUUCGGCCCGCAUAGUCAAUGUCCCGGUCGACCAGCCCGUGUAUAACUCAACCAAGGCGGCCGUGACACAGCUGGGGAAGAGCCUGGCCCGGGAGUGGCGCGAAUUUGCGAGGGUCAACAUUGUUUCGCCGGGCUUUUUCGAUACAAAAAUGGGCGCUUCGCCCCAGGUUUUCAACGAGGGUAUUCGAAUGACGCCGCUGGGCCGCCAGGGCGAUGUGAAGGAGAUCAAGGCUUUGUAUUUGUAUCUCGCGAGUGAUGCAUCGACCUAUGUAACAGGCAGUGACAUAGUCAUUGAUGGUGGAUAUACUCUACCAUAGUCUGGAAUCACCUGAUAGAUUGAGA